ACAAGGAGGCCAUGAUGGAGGAGCACCAGCCUCUUAUAUCACAAGAAAAUUCCAGUAACAAUUCUGAGGAAAACCUUAUAUUAUCACUAAGUUAUAAAGCAAAAGAUAAAGAUAUCCUACAGCUUUCUUCAGGAAAAAAACUCAUUACCCUUAAUGUACAUCCAGGACUUCACAGUUCAGAUCUAUCGCAUAACUCCCCUAAUCAUGAGGGACUUUCUCCUGAUCAAUCACACAUUGUUACCAGAAGUAGAAAGCAGAAAGGGGCAAAACGGUUUCAGUGUGGCAAAAAAUCCACAAAAGCCUCAGGUCUUUCUACAAAGAGAAGAAGACAUAAAGGAGAGAAGUCAUACUCCUGUUCAGAAUGUGAGAAAUGUUUUAAAAAUAAAUCACAUCUUCUUAGACAUCAGAGAAUUCACACAGGAGAGAAGCCACACACCUGUUCAGAAUGUGCCAAGUGCUUCACAGACAAAUCAAGUCUUGUUAGACAUGAGAAAAAUCAUAAAAAAGAGAAGCCAUAUUCAUGUUCAGAAUGUGGGAAGUGCUUUACAGAUAAAUCAACUCUUGGUAUACAUAAGAGAAAUCACACAGGAGUGAAGCCAUUUUCAUGCUCAGAAUGUGAGAAAUGUUUUACACUGAAAUCAAAUCUUCUUGCACACGAGAGAAGUCACACAGGAGAGAAUCCAUAUUCGUGUUCAGAAUGUGGGAAAUGUUUUACACGAAAAGCAUAUCUUGUUGCACAUGAGAGACAUCACACAGGAGUGAAGCCAUAUUCGUGUUCAGAAUGUGGUAAAUGUUUUUUAUAUAAAAUAAGUCUUGUUACACAUGAGAGAAUUCACACAGGAGAAACGCCAUUCUCAUGUUCAGAAUGUGGAAAAUGUUUUACUGCUAAAUUAAAUCUUCUUAGACAUGAGAGGAGAAUUCACACAGGAGAGAAGCCUUAUUCGUGUUCAGAAUGUGGUAAAUACUUUGCAAAGAAGUCAAUUCUUGUUAGACAUGAGAAAAGUCAUACAGAAGAUAGGCCAUAUUCAUGUUCAGAAUGUGAGAAAUGUUUUAAAGCAAAAUCAGAUCUUAUUAGACAUAUAAGAUGUCACACAGGAGAGAAACCGUAUCCAUGCUCAGAAUGUGGGAAAAGUUUUACACAGAAAUCAGACCUUGUUAGUCAUCAUAAAAUUCAUACAGGAGAGAAGCCACACGCCUGUUCAGAAUGUUCCAAGUGCUUCACAGACAAAUCAAGGCUUGUUAGACAUGAGAAAAGUCAUAGAGGAGCGAAUCUAUAAUUCAUGUUCAGAAUGUGGGAAGUGCUUUACAGACAAAUCAAAGCUUGUAUACAUGAGAGAAGUCACACAGGAGAGAAAUCAUAUUAGUGUCCAGUAUGUGGAAAAUGUUUUGUACAGAAAUCAACUUUUGUUGCACAUGAGAGAAUUCAUACAGGAGAGAAGUCUUAUUCAUGUUCAGAAUGUGGGAAAUGUUUUACACAAAAAUCACAUCUUGUUGCGUAGCCAUUUUGAUGUUCUAUAUGUGGA
Bufo bufo (common toad) is the source of this 1523-nucleotide messenger RNA. RefSeq names its product zinc finger protein 501-like. Gene Ontology annotation, biological process: regulation of transcription by RNA polymerase II. Gene Ontology annotation, cellular component: nucleus. The record is from RefSeq and is a predicted model, not a curated record. Bases 12 to 1277 code for a protein of 421 amino acids. Gene Ontology annotation, molecular function: RNA polymerase II cis-regulatory region sequence-specific DNA binding; DNA-binding transcription activator activity, RNA polymerase II-specific. The transcript has 2 exons. NCBI's taxonomy places the organism in Eukaryota, Metazoa, Chordata, Amphibia, Anura, Bufonidae.